Molecule: messenger RNA, 1401 nt
Organism: Myotis lucifugus (little brown bat)
Lineage: Eukaryota; Metazoa; Chordata; Mammalia; Chiroptera; Vespertilionidae
Gene: ASIC5
Product: acid sensing ion channel subunit family member 5
Exons: 10
Coding region: 1-1401 (466 amino acids)
Biological process (GO): sodium ion transmembrane transport
Cellular component (GO): membrane
Molecular function (GO): ligand-gated sodium channel activity
Source: RefSeq, a predicted model, not a curated record
AUGGAGCAGACGGAGAAAACAAAAGUCUAUGCUGAGAAAGGACUCUUGGGAAAGAUAAAGCUCUGGCUUUCAAAGAAACCACUGCCCUCCCCCACUGACCGAAAGAAGUUUGACCAUGACUUUGCCAUCUCCACUUCCUUUCAUGGGCUACAUAAUAUUGUUCGGAACCGGAGCAAAAUCCGCAAGGUGAUCUGGCUGGCGGUGGUCUUGGGCUCAGUCUCACUGGUGGUAUGGCAGAUCUACAGUCGCUUGGUCAACUACUUCACAUGGCCGACCACGACGUCUGUAGAGGUUCAGUAUGUGGAAAAGAUAGAGUUCCCAGCUGUGACGUUUUGUAAUUUGAACAGGUUCCAAACUGAAGCUGUAGCCAAAUUUGGUGUUAUUUUUUUCUUAUGGAAUAUUGUAUCCAAAGUCCUCCAUCUCCAGGAAAUCCGUGCCAAUUCUACUGGUUUUAAAGAGGCGAUUGAUUUUCUUGCAAGUCAACAAAACUUCAGCAUUGCAGAGUUUGUCAGGAAAAAUGGCUUUUAUCUCAACAACAGCACUUUGUUGAAAUGUGACUUUUUUGGAAAGCCAUGUGGCUCACAGGAUUUCGCACAUGUCUUCACUGAAUACGGAAAUUGUUUCACUUUUAAUCAUGACGAAAAUAUCGAAGCAAGGGAAAAAGUGAGUGUCUCUGGAAGAGGUUUAAGCUUGCUCUUCAAUGUCAAUCAGGAGGAAUUCACUGAUGACCCCACUCUUGGUUUUGUUGAUGCUGGAAUCAUCUUUGUCAUCCAUUCACCAAAGAAGGUGCCACAGUUUGAUGGUUUAGGUUUGUCAUCACCUGUGGGCAUGCACGCACGGGUAACCAUCCGCCAAGUGAAGACAGUUCACCAAGAAUACCAUGGGGAGAAUGGAAAAGGGAUAGAGUGUGACCUACAAAAGUUUUACAACUGCGUUUCUCCUACACUUGACCACAUCGAAGUGAAUGAAUUAUGUACAAUGGGGACACAUAAUUCUAGCUGCCCUGUUCCUUGUGAAGAAACAGAAUAUCCUGCUACUAUUUCUUAUUCCACUUUUCCAAGUCGAAAAGCUUUGAAACAUCUUUCCAAGAAGUUGAACCAAAGCCAAAAAUACAUCAGGGAGAAUCUUGUAAACAUUGAAAUAAACUAUAGUGACCUAAAUUAUAAGAUAACUCAGCAGCAAAAAGCAGUGAGUGUAUCCGAAUUACUUGCAGAUGUUGGUGGCCAACUGGGCCUAUUUUGUGGGGCCAGUAUGAUUACAAUUAUAGAAAUUAUUGAAUAUAUAUUCACCAAUUUCUACUGGAUAUGCCUUUUGUUUUUGCUGAAGAUACCUGAAAUGACCCCAGGGCCUCAUCUACCUCAGAAUCAGCUGGGGAAUAAAAAUAACAUAGAAGAAUGCUGA